AACGCGCUAUCGUUCAGUUAGUGACGUGGAUUUUCAUUGAGGGCAGGCAGUGUUGCCAGAAACUCAGAUUUGCCAACGUUUCUCAGCCUUUUCCACUAACUUUCUUCAUAUUUAGAAGUCGGAUCAUUCAUUUACUUUCUUUCGCUCGUCCCACUUGAACACAGUUUUGCCACAGCUUUCAGAAGAGACUCCAGAAUGAGUAAAAACAGCAAAGUGUUGAACCUGAAGGAUAAAAUCAGUGGCAAUGAAGUGGACCUGAGCCUGUGUAACCUCACUGAGGUACCAGUCAGAGAGCUGGCUUUAUUCACCAAAGCAACUGUUUUGGACUUGUCUUGCAACAACAUUACUUCUCUUCCUCCAGAAUUCUGCAACCUGACCCACCUGGUAAAGGUGGAUCUGAGUAAAAACCAGCUGACCUGCCUGCCAGAUGACCUGGGCAACCUGGCCGGCCUUCAACAUCUGGAUCUGUACAACAACAAGCUGACUGUCCUGCCUGUCAGCUUCUCACAGCUCAGGAGUCUAAAGUGGUUGGAUCUGAAGGAUAACCCGCUUGACGCCGGCCUGGCCAAGGCAGCAGGAGACUGUUUGGAUGAGAAGCAAUGCAGACAGUGUGCCUCCAGGGUUCUGCAGCACAUGAGGACUAUUCAAGAUGAGGUCGAUCGCACACGAGAAAAACGCCUUUUGAGGGAGAAAGAGCUGGAGAAGAAGAGGGAGGCGAAGCAGAGGGAGCGGGAAGCCAGAGAGAAGGAGGCUCGCAAACGGGAGAAGGCGGAGGAGAAAGAGAGGAGGAGGAGAGAGUACAACGCUCAGAUGGCGGCCCAGGCUGUGCGGGAACAGCAGAAGAAGAAGAGCGACGAGAAGAAGAAAAAGAACGGACAGGCAGCAGCAGAUAAAAAAGCUGUUGUAGAAUCGGCGCCCAAACCUCGACGUUCUUUCAUUGGCCUGAUGUUCAAGCUCCUCCUCCUGGUGCUACUGGGAUUGGCCGGAGUCGCCGCCGCCUGCCGAAUGACAGAGCUGAAGAAGGAGGCCAUGUGCGUGCCAGUGAACGUCGCCGUGGACGACAGCCUAUCCUGGGCCAGAGAGCAGGAGGGUGUGGUCACACAGCUGUUGCAAAAUCUGUCGUCUGCAGCGAAGGAGCUUCUCGAAUCCACGCGAGCGUCUAAGAACUAAACUGUCAUCUGUCUCCAUCAGCUCCCAGAGCUGCAGGUUUUUCCUCUUCUACCUGUGAAUCUUGGGAUUUUUUUUAACAUGCUGAAAUCAUGAAUCUCAUUAAGAUGGACAAUCCUGCAUCCCCUCACCCUGUUUGAGGUGCUGGGAGGUGAAGAGUCUGUACAGAUGGACGAAGGGGGAUCGGCAGAUGUGUUAAAAUCAGCUUAAAUUCCUAUGGAAUUGUUGUCACUCUUGUACCCUCUUUGUACUACAGCUUGUUUUUUUUUGGUUUUUUUAAUGUCAUCACCUUAAAUGCCUCCCUGCUUACCAUGUUUUGCAUGCAAUACAUGGCGCCAGGUUGUAUUUGAGGGAUGUCCAUUGAAACGUCAGGUGGCCCUGUCUGUGCUGCACUGGAGCGUCAAAUGGCAUGCUGACUGCCAGUCACAGGUGUGCAUCAGCCAGUCUUAGAUGUGGCAGUCUGGGCAUGUGCAGUGAAGGCUGUGUGAAUGUCGAACUCACUCGUCUGUGGCCUGUUCUCUCUUGAUAAGUCUUAUAUCAGUGAAACCAGUCAAAUCUCCCAACUAAUCCAACACCUUCUGAUGCGCGAAGUCCAACUGAUGCAUUUUUGUUAUUUUAGCAACAAUAUCAGGCUAACGAGUUUCUGCACAGAAAGGUGCAUUUGAGGUGAAAAUGUCCACUCUCAAAUGCUGAUGUCUGCAUUGGCCUCACAAACCCAGUAUCAGUCUGGCUCUAAUGCACAAACUGUAUUAGAAAGGACUGUACUGAUAAUUGUGUGUGUUAGCCCUUUUUGCUAAAAAUCCUGUCUACAUGGCAGAUAUCCAUUUUACAAAUACUGCUGCUGUGUUUUUGGGCUCUUGUGUACCUAAACCCGCUGGUUUCUAUUCGUUUGUGCAAGUCUAAAAGUCAGCAGUAAUCCGUGUUAAAGUGAAACUGCUGUGAUGAGAUAAUGCAGUGCAGACAUUUCAGUUCAAAUCUGCUCUUUAACAUCUUGUUUUAUAAUGUGACUUUAACACAAAUCUAUCCAUACUUGACCGUGGUUGGUUCGUGGGAUGGAUGGACUGCACUCGUGCGAAUUGCUUGUCGUACUGCACAGGAAAAGCAGUGGCUGCAUGUAACGUAGGAAGAGCACAAAAGCACAGCAGCAAAACUUGUGAAAAAGAUAGCUGUAAUGUAAAGAGUACAUCACUUCAGAAACAACAUUAUGGUCCUUUUUACAGUGUGGUUACAAGUUAACUGCAGCUCAGAAUCCCUGAAUCACCUGCUGAUCCAGGACCGAGUGUUGAUACUGAACUCGUGCUUUGAAAUGCCUUCCUUUCUUUUUCUAAUCUGAAUCUAAUCUGUACAGCAAACUGCAGAAAUUAUAGAAAAAUCACCGCCUUCGCUGCCGUGGUUCUUGUUCAGCUUUGUCCACGCUCAAACAUCGUCGGCAUCAAUAAACGGCUGUGCACC
Molecule: messenger RNA, 2619 nt
Organism: Scatophagus argus
Lineage: Eukaryota; Metazoa; Chordata; Actinopteri; Scatophagidae
Gene: lrrc59
Product: leucine rich repeat containing 59
Exons: 8
Coding region: 196-1170 (324 amino acids)
Molecular function (GO): protein binding
Source: RefSeq, a predicted model, not a curated record